Messenger RNA from Cercospora beticola, 1236 nucleotides. RefSeq names its product amidohydrolase family protein. Gene Ontology annotation, molecular function: carboxy-lyase activity; hydrolase activity. The record is from RefSeq and is a predicted model, not a curated record. Gene Ontology annotation, biological process: secondary metabolic process. Lineage: Eukaryota; Fungi; Ascomycota; Dothideomycetes; Mycosphaerellales; Mycosphaerellaceae. Gene Ontology annotation, cellular component: cytoplasm; cytosol.
GUUGACCGCUGCUGGUUUGAGCUUGCCCUUCAUCCUGUUCUUCCGUUUCCCGUAGCAUGUGUACCACAGUCUGCAUCCCGGUUCGACAGCCAUCGCGGGCACCGGAAGUCUGCUAAUCUGUAUUCAAGUCCACCGCUUCUUGCUUUCUCUUUGCGCCUCUCGUCUGUCUUUGCAGCUCUCCAGCACACUAAUCAAACUAGAAACAUGGCAUCCGGAAUGCCUCACAAGAUCGACGUGCAUUCGCACUUCUUGCCUCCAGUAUACCAAGAAGCCCUCAAGAAACACGGCCACGCCAAUCCCGAUGGCAUGCCAUACGUUCCCGGCUGGUCUGCAGAAGAGCACCUCGCCCUCAUGGACAAGCUGAACAUCUCCAAAUCCAUCCUCUCCAUCUCAAGUCCCGGCUGCCAUAUCCUCCCCGGGGACGAUGACUUAGCGCGAUCUCUGACCCGAGACUGCAACAAAUACGCUUCAGACCUGAAGAAACAGUACCCCACUCGAUUCGGCUACUUCGCGGCCCUUCCUCUUCCAGACGUAGAAGGCAGCCUCGAAGAAAUCCCCAAAGCCAUCUCCGAAGGCUGCGACGGCUUCGUCUUCAUGACCAACACCCAUGGAAUCUACCUCGGAGAUUCAGAACUAGACCCCAUCUUCGACGAGCUCAACAGACGCAAAGCCCUCCUGUUCAUCCACCCCACAACUCCUCAAUGUCCUUGCUCUCCGGAAGCAAUCGCAGCAGGCGAGAAACCCGUGAAAGCCACACCUUUCGCAGAAAAAUUCCCAACUCCGAUGCUAGAUUUUUUCUUCGAUACUGCACGCGUAGUUUCGAAUCUCUUCAUGAGCGGUACGAUCAAACGCUGUCCCUACCUGCGAAUCAUCUUGCCGCAUCUUGGAGGUGCUUCUCCGCCUUUACUCUCGAGAUGGACGGGUUUUGGGAGACUGGUUCCAGGACCUUGGCAAGCAAUGGAAGAAAGCGAUGUUGUUGAAGCGUAUAAGACUCAAAUCUGGUUCGACAUGGCGGGUUUCGCGUUUCCGAGUCAGAUAAGAAGUCUCUUAUAUGGUGUCGGAGUGCCGCAUUCAAGGUUGAUGUAUGGAUCGGACUUUCCGUUCACACGCGCAGAUGGUGUGGAGCUCCUGCUGGGUCAGAUGGAUAGUGGUGUGAAAGAGCUGUUCAAUGAGGAAGAAGUCAAGGAUUUGUAUCAUCGGAAUGCGGAGAAGUUGUUGGCUUUGAAUGAGAGAUGA